This is a messenger RNA of Thermothielavioides terrestris NRRL 8126, 1324 nucleotides long. RefSeq lists its product as uncharacterized. Bases 81 to 1055 code for a protein of 324 amino acids. Gene Ontology annotation, cellular component: FAR/SIP/STRIPAK complex. NCBI's taxonomy places the organism in Eukaryota, Fungi, Ascomycota, Sordariomycetes, Sordariales, Chaetomiaceae. Gene Ontology annotation, molecular function: protein serine/threonine phosphatase activity. Gene Ontology annotation, biological process: peptidyl-serine dephosphorylation. The transcript has 4 exons. The record is from RefSeq and is a predicted model, not a curated record.
UUCCCAUCGCUCUCCGUGAUUGUGCAGCCCGCUCCCUUUCCUUUUCCCCUCCGUUUCCGAAACUCCUCUUUUCUGCGAAGAUGCCGGGGCUCCCUUCUUCCGUGGACCUCGACGAGUGCAUCUCGCGCCUCUACAAAAAGGAACUCCUCGCCGAGUCGGUCAUCGAAGCGAUAUGCGCCAAGACCAAGGAGCUCUUGAUGCGCGAGAGCAAUGUGGUCCACGUGCGCGCCCCUGUCACCGUUGUUGGCGACAUCCACGGCCAGUUCUACGACCUGAUUGAGAUAUUCAAGAUUGGCGGCUGGUGUCCAGACACGAACUAUCUAUUCCUCGGCGACUACGUCGACCGGGGCAUGUUCAGCGUCGAGACGAUUUCCCUUCUUGUGUGUUUGAAAUUGAGAUACCCCAACCGCGUCCAUUUGAUCCGAGGGAACCACGAGUCGCGGGGCGUGACGCAGUCUUACGGCUUCUACACGGAAUGCUCGCGCAAGUACGGCAACGCCAACGUCUGGCACUACUUCACCGACAUGUUCGACUUUUUGACGCUCAGCGUGGUCAUCAACGACCAGAUCUUUUGCGUCCACGGGGGCCUCUCCCCCUCCAUCCACUCGAUCGACCAGAUCAAAAUCAUCGACCGCUUCCGGGAGAUCCCGCACGAGGGGCCGAUGGCGGACCUGGUGUGGUCGGACCCGGACCCGGAGCGGGACGAGUUCUCGCUCUCGCCGCGCGGGGCCGGCUACACCUUCGGCGCGCAGGUGGUCAAGAAGUUCCUCGCCGUCAACGGCAUGAGCCACAUCCUGCGGGCCCACCAGCUCUGCCAGGAGGGCUACCAGGUGCUGUACGACGACCGGCUGAGCACCGUGUGGAGCGCCCCCAACUACUGCUACCGCUGCGGCAACAUGGCCAGCGUGCUCGAGGUCAGCGACACGGGCGAGCGCUUCUUCAACGUCUUCGCCGCCGCGCCGGAGAAUGACCAGGUCAAGGACGGUCAGAUGGGCGGAGGCGGGCCCGGCGAGAAGGGGGCCGAUGGUGGAGCGUUGCCGGAUUACUUCUUAUAGGGGCAGCGGCAGAAGAAGGGUGUCGGCCGGGAGGUGUGGAUGAGUCGCGGAGGACGGUCGCAGUGUGCUGGGCCUCCCAGCUAGAUUGCGUGCUCCCUGUGUGUGUGGUGAUCAAUGUAUACCGCUGGAGCCGGGCAGCCGGUUCAAACACGGACGGACGUCUCCGUGUCUGCGCUGUCCCAGCGAGGGCUACUCUAGAUGCAGAUACCAAUUUGGCUUUUGCCAUCUUUGCAAUCAAGUUCUCAAGGCCCGGUUAGAAAUUCCCUUUU